AUGAAAGUGCUCCGCAGGAAGGUGAUCAUCCUGUGCCUGGGGUAUAUCCUGCUACUGGUAUUUACCAUGCUCAACCUCCUGGAUAAAUGGCACAAAGAGCCUCAGCAAUGCAACGACCAGGUGAAGUACACUCCUUACCAAACACACUCCGACAUCCGCUAUCUCUACCUCCCCUCCCCUCCAAGGAAAAGGCAUCUGGUCUAUGUCUUUACCACUUGGAGAUCUGGAUCUUCUUUUUUUGGGGCGCUUUUCAACCAGAAUCCGGAGGUGUUUUUCCUGUAUGAGCCAGUGUGGCACGUGUGGCAAAAGUUAUAUCUGGGGGACGCCAUGUCUCUGCAGGGGGCUGCUCGUGACCUGCUUAGCACCCUCUACAGGUGUGACUUGUCUGCCCUACAGCUCUACAACACUGCGGGGGCUAAGAACAUCACCACGCUGGGCAUUUUCGGGGCAGCCACUAACAAGGUCGUCUGCUCCUUGCCCAUUUGCUCAGCCUAUAAGAAGGAUGUAGUGGGGCUAGUGGAUGACAAAGUGUGCAAGAAAUGCGCACCUCAGAGCCUAAGCCUGCUGGAGGAGGAGUGCCAUAAGUACAACACCAUAGUCAUUAAAGGAGUGAGGAUCUUUGACAUUAAUGUGCUUGCUCCAUUGGUAGUAGACCCUUCCUUGGAACUGAAGGUCAUUCAUUUAGUAAGGGACCCCAGGGCAGUGGCCAGCUCCUGCAUUAAGUCUAGACAUGGCUUGAUCAGGGAGAGCUUACAAGUUGUUCACAGCAGGGAUCCUAGGAUCCGCAGGGUGCCUGUUCUAGACCCUGGGCACAAGCUUAAUAAAAAGGAUGGUUCUGAUUACCAUGUAAUAGGAGCUAUGGAAGUGAUCUGUAGCAGCAUGGGAAAGACCCUGAGGACUGCCCUAAAUCCUCCGAGCUGGCUCAAGGGUAACUACAUGUUGGUCAGGUAUGAGGACCUUGUGGUGGAUCCCAUCAAAACGGUAUACGGAUUUGUGAAUCUCUCUGUGAGCCCAGAGAUAGAGAAAUUUUCUCUAAACAUGACCAGUUGUUCAGGUUACUCUUCCAAACCAUAUGUAGUGUCUGCCCGUAAUGCCACCCAAGCUGUUAGUGCAUGGAGGACACUGCUUACCUACAUGCAGAUCAGACAGGUAGAGGAAUAUUGUCAGGUUCCAAUGGACAUCCUGGGCUAUGACACAGUCAGCAGUCAAGAGGAAGUUAAAGACCUUAGCAAAUCACUACUUAGGAAGCCCGUGUUGUGA
Molecule: messenger RNA, 1260 nt
Organism: Bombina bombina (fire-bellied toad)
Lineage: Eukaryota; Metazoa; Chordata; Amphibia; Anura; Bombinatoridae
Product: carbohydrate sulfotransferase 2-like
Biological process (GO): sulfur compound metabolic process; N-acetylglucosamine metabolic process; carbohydrate metabolic process
Cellular component (GO): Golgi membrane
Molecular function (GO): N-acetylglucosamine 6-O-sulfotransferase activity
Source: RefSeq, a predicted model, not a curated record